AUGGCGCCGCGCAUAGAAGCCCAAGAAAUCGAGACAUACUGGAACAUCUUCUCCGUACGGACCGGUGGCGGCAAAUACUUGACGGGAGAGCAAGCAGCGCCAGUGCUGAAAAACAGUGGUCUGCGAGACGACCAGCUCGAGCGGGUGUGGGAUCUUGCCGACGUGGACAAUGAUGGCAACCUAGACUUUGAGGAGUUCUGCGUCGCGAUGCGCGUGAUCUUCGAUAUUCUCAAUGGGGAAUAUGCCGACGUCCCUACAACACUACCAGAUUGGCUCGUUCCCGAAUCAAAGGCACAUCUUGUCCAGGCCAGCCGAGCUCUCACGGGCAAGCAGGCGGCGUUCGAGCAAAUCGAAGAUGACCCGGAUGAGCCGGGGCUGAAGGAUGGCUUCGAUUGGUACAUGAAUCCGGCCGACAAGUCCAAAUACGAGCAAAUAUAUCAAGAGAACAGAGAUAUGCGAGGCGAGAUAUCUUGCAAGUCCAACUAUUUGUGGAUUCUGGAUCAACAGCAGCUAAUCGUGACGUGGAAUCUAAUCAACCCUUCCGCCGCGAGCACCAUCAACAAGGACGCCUGUCUUGCCUUCCUACACAUUCUCAACUACAGGCAUGAGGGCUUCCGAAUCCCGCGAACCGUGCCCGCGUCGCUGCGCUCCAGCUUCGAGCGCAAUCAGAUCGACUACCAAGUAGAUAACCAGCGGACAGGUGCGAAUAGCCGAUGGGCGACCAAGGCGGACGAUGAGACGGCCACGGGGCGCAAAGCCAAGUUCGGCGACCAGUAUCUGACACGACUGGGUCGCUCUGGUUUCAAGACUGCUGGCACGGACUUCAGCUCCCAGAAGACUGAUGACUGGGAGGAGGUGCGGCUGAAGAAGCAGCUGCAGGACCUGGAGACCAAGAUCGAGAAGAUCGAGUCGCAGGCUGAGAUCAGGUCGAGCGGCAAGCGGGAGAGCAAGCCGGCGCUGGUGAAGAGGGAGCUAGAGCAGCUUCUGGACUACAAGCGGAAAGAGUUGAGAGAGCUGGAGGAGGGCACGGGCAAGAGCAAGACGGGCGGCAGCCUAAAGAGCAUCUCGGACGAUCUACAAACAGUACGGGAGCAGGUCGAGGGACUGGAGUCUCACCUGAGGUCGAGGGAGCAAAUCCUGGAACAGCUACGACGAGAGAUCGAGGACGAGAAGGCGAGUAGAUAG
Molecule: messenger RNA, 1185 nt
Organism: Phaeoacremonium minimum UCRPA7
Lineage: Eukaryota; Fungi; Ascomycota; Sordariomycetes; Togniniales; Togniniaceae
Product: putative eps15-like protein pan1p protein
Exons: 3
Coding region: 1-1185 (394 amino acids)
Biological process (GO): actin cortical patch assembly; actin filament organization; endocytosis
Cellular component (GO): actin cortical patch; nucleus; cytoplasm
Molecular function (GO): calcium ion binding; protein binding
Source: RefSeq, a predicted model, not a curated record